Sinocyclocheilus anshuiensis is the source of this 1323-nucleotide messenger RNA. Its product is annotated as polycystic kidney disease 1 like 1-like. The coding region runs from base 1 to 1323 and encodes 440 amino acids. The transcript is spliced from 11 exons. The record is from RefSeq and is a predicted model, not a curated record. Gene Ontology annotation, molecular function: monoatomic cation channel activity. Gene Ontology annotation, biological process: calcium ion transport. Lineage: Eukaryota; Metazoa; Chordata; Actinopteri; Cypriniformes; Cyprinidae. Gene Ontology annotation, cellular component: plasma membrane.
AUGGAAAACAGAUUACAAGGCAUCCUAGAGAACCGGCAGGUUUGUGGUGGUAGAAUCCAAAGUCUUCGAUCCUGGUGUUAUUAUGUGGGCUGGAGCCUCUGCUUGUCUCUUUCUCUUACGUGCUUCAUCAUCGCAGGAACUCUUGGAGUAAAGUUCGACAAAACAAAGACUCUUCUUUGGGCUCAUUCUGUGUUCUUUUCUCUUGUCUGCUGUGGCUUUGUACUGCAUCCAGCAAUGAUACUCAUAACUGCUAUCACAGUGUCUCUGCUGCUUCGAAAGAAGCCAGACUGGUUCCACAGUCUAAGUGUAAAAGAGCCUGUCACUGAAUUAUUGAGACACAGGGACCAAAAACUUGAGAAUGUCUUUGUUAGCAAAUACCAGCAAUCCCAUUUUGAAAAGACGCUCGCUGCCCGUCAGAGAGCCAGGUAUUUGCGUCUGGUGCAGCCACCAAAUUCAAGAGAGUUGAAGUGUGUGAGAGGCCAGAUGAAGAAACAGACUCUCCUUCGCAAAACCGCAAGGGAUUUGACGUUUCACCUAAUCAUGCUGUUGACAGUUCUGUUCGUGACCUAUGGAAAGUCUGACAAUGACUACAAGUACCAUUUGAAUCAAGCUAUCAAAUCUCAUUUCACAACGAGUCUGCAAAAUUCAUUUCACUCCAUCCAAAAACAUGACGAUUGGUGGAACUGGACAACAACCGCUUUCCUUGAGAGAUUAUAUGACAGUGCCAUCUGCUAUGAUAAAAGAGUAGAAAAUGAAACUUUCAGCGGUCCUUUUUCUCUUAUUGGGAGUCCAGUCAUAAGAAAGAUCAAGAGCACAUAUAACUCGUCAUGCCAGAUCUUGAAUUUGUUGGGCAAGCACAAUAUUAAAUGCUCUGAUAACCAGUCUGUGGAAAAGAGACACUCACUUUGUGGGAAACUUGGGUGUUAUGAGGGAGAAAGUGUGAGUGUGAGCCUUGGAAAAACAAGGUCCAAAGCAAUCAAGUCAAUUAAAAAGCUUCUGGAUACUGGCUGGAUGACUCCUUUCACCCAAAUUGUGAUGGUCCAGUUUAUCCUGUACAAUGGGCCCAGUAACCUCUUCACGGCAGUCACUAUUCUAGUAGAGCAAACCUCAACAGGAGCUCUGAUGCCCUCUGCAAGCAUACAGUCCACUAGACUCUACCAUUUCCCAGCUGCCCUUGACUACAGUGUUAUGACCUGUGAGCUUCUUUUCCUUUUAUUCACCCUGCUUCAUAUGUAUCGGCAAAUAUAUGUUAUGACUCAAAGAGAAUGGCUUUACUGGAGAAACCUUUGGAGCUGGCUUGAGGUGACAUUACACUCUUUCUAG